Messenger RNA from Neospora caninum, 3165 nucleotides. RefSeq lists its product as hypothetical. Bases 1 to 3165 code for a protein of 1054 amino acids. Gene Ontology annotation, molecular function: protein-macromolecule adaptor activity. NCBI's taxonomy places the organism in Eukaryota, Apicomplexa, Conoidasida, Eucoccidiorida, Sarcocystidae. The transcript is spliced from 20 exons. Gene Ontology annotation, biological process: organelle fusion; intracellular protein transport; vacuole organization. Gene Ontology annotation, cellular component: HOPS complex; endosome. The record is from RefSeq and is a predicted model, not a curated record.
AUGCAUGCUGCCGCAGAUGCAAACUGCGUUGUCUGUGUUGGGGUGGAACAGAAGCCGCCGGCGUCUGCCUCUUUCGCGGUGACCUUCUACGAGAGAAAACGUGCCGACUUCGAUUCAUCAACCGUUCGCUUUCUCGCGCCUUCCGUUAGCAAGGUUUCGGAGGAGGGAGAGGACAGGAGAUAUCAUUUGCUCGUUGCGACUCCCCAUGGCCUCGCAGUGCAUGCAGUCCCGGGAAAGGGCGAGCCGGAGGUGACGUAUCGAGACGACCUGUCUGGCCUUUCUUCCUCUCUCCUGGCGGCGCAGCUGCUCACUCCCAACCAAGUUGCAGUUCAACAGGGCGAAGGCAUCUUCUGUCUCGACGCUCGCGAAGGGAAUCUCUGGGCUCUGCCAGCCGACGGCUCCUGCCUUCAGCUGACGGCGCACAAGCAUUACUUGAUUUCCGUUGCAGCGCUUCCGAGCGAGACUCCAUCGGCGCCGCCGGGGGGUGCGCUUCGCGACGCUCCACCCUCAGCUUCGCCUCAGGCAAGACGCAGAACCGAUUCCCUCUAUGUCAUUUGCCAUGGCAAUGGUGGAAGCUCCCUGUUUGAGUUGCGCGAGAAGGGUUUCGGAGACCGCCUCAAUAUUCUUCUUCGGAAGAGGCUCUUCGACUGGGCAGCGGAUAUCGUCCUCCAGGAGGGACAGCCGAAAUCGACUCUCCAGGAGGUUUACCGCGUUCACGCAGACUGGCUGUACGAGAAGCGGGUCUUCGACAAAGCCCUGCGAAUGUACAUCAAAACCAUCGGCGCGCUCGAGCCGUCUUACGUGAUCGAAAAGUACCUCCACUGCCAGCGCCUCUGGCUUUUGGCUCUCUAUCUCCUUCAUUUGCACCGCUGUGGAAGGGCGAGCCAACAACACACCCUCCUCUUCUUCAAGUGUGCCGCCAAGUUAAAGGACGAAAACCUCUUCUCCGCUUUCCUCGACGACCCGUCUAUAAGCCGAGACGCCAUUCUCCCAGCGGCAAUCAAGGAGUGUCGCGCGAAUGGCUACCUGAAACUCGCAAGUCUCAUCGCCGACCGUCAUGGCCAUCACGACGACUAUGUCUCCAUCUUCCUCACCGACUACCGAAAUUUCGACGAGGCUGUCGCGUACAUGAAGGAGCUCGACGCCCCGUCCGUCUGUUCCUUGCUGCUGACGCACGGAUACACCUUGCUGUCGCAUAAACCGAGAGAGACCCUCGCUCUUAUAAAAAACAUCAUCUUCAAUUAUCAAACGAGCGUCGACAUCUUCAUUCCUCUGUUUCUGGACAACGAAGCCCUCUUGCUGUACUUCUUUCUCUCCCUCCUCUACGGCGAGAGCUACGCCCGAGACUUCCUGCAAACCCAGAAGCAAUUUCUCUCCGCCGACGCCUCGCGUGCGUCUCCACACGAAAGCGCACCUCGCACACGCCUUUCUCCGAGUUCACCCUCUUCUGCGCUCACGCCUGCUGAACAAUUUGCCGCGCUGUACGACAUCGUGGUGGGAAGCGACAGAGAGCGAGACGAGGCGAACAAGAAGGCGAGUCGCGAGAGAGAAGGCCGAGACCGGCGAGGCGAAAAACGCGAAGAGCAAAAGGAAGAAACCGAACAACUCCCGCCUCACCUCUUUGGCAGCGCGUCCUUCGCGACCUAUCUCGAAAUUCUUCUCCGCUUUUACCGGAGGGCGCAUACACCCGUCGCGCGGCGGCGUCUUGAAGCUGCAAGCGCGGAGAGGAACUCCGCGGAGGACCAGGCAGAAGAGGCUGUCGGCAGAGCUUCAGGCAGGGGCGAAAGCAGAGAGAGAGAGAGCGAACUCGGGCCAGAGGGGAGACAGGAAGAAAACCGGCGCGAGCGGGAAAAACAAAAACAAGGCUCUGUCGAGGCGGGCCAGUACGCGGCGGCGAUCAUGAAGAUUUUCAAAGAGAGAUCCAUGGGUGAAGAUGAGUUGUUUACGUCCACUCUGCUCACAACCAUCUACGCGUUCGAGGAGGGACUGGAGCGCGUGUGCGAGAAGCAAGAAAACUUCCAGCUUGCGUUGAGCCGCUUCGCCGAAGAGGACGACGUGGCGCCUCUCUGGAAAUUUUGUCUGGCAAACACCUCGAAAAACCCCACGCUUUGGGUCCAAGCGCUCUCCUUCCUCGCCGCCCGCGACAACACGGAGGCGCAAAUCCAGCAAAUCCUAGCGCAGAUUGAGGCACACCGGCUGUUUCCUCCCCUCGCCGUGUUGGACAUUCUUCAGCACGGCUCCCGCGUGACCCUCCGAGCGGUGAAGGGGUAUUUGAUUCACUGCCUGGACAAAUUGUCUCGCGAGUUCGAUGUCUCCUCCUCGCACCACCAGCAAGACGAGGCGGAGGUCGAAAGCAUGAAGGCAGAGGUUCAGCGCCUCCGGACAAGUGGACAGAUUUUCGACCGAUCGCGCUGUGACGCAUGCGGCAAUGCGCUCGACCUUCCGGCAGCCCACUUCGCCUGUUGCCACUCUUUCCACAUCUCCUGUCUCGCCUCGCACGAGGCCGAUCCGGCGAGUUCGAGAGAUAUGACGUCGUCGAGUGGCGCCAUGGCGGGGCCGGGGAAGUCGGAAGGCCUGUAUGCGUGCCCCGUCUGUACACCGCAGGCAGAUGCGAAGCGGCUUCUCCUCGCCCAGCGCGAGGCCGAGAGCGGCCACGCAGACGAUUUCUUCAAGUUUCUUCGCGGCUCCGCGGAUGGGUUCUCGUUCAUCGCUUCGUAUUUCGGGAAAGCCAUGUUUCCUACUCUGCCGACAAACCUCUCAGGGCUGCACCAUGCGCCGGGCUCUUUCCAGCCUCACUGCGGCGUGCCCGGAGCGUAUUCUUCGUCGCCGUCCUCUCUGGCGUUCUACGAACCUCGGAGCAGCGCCGCGCUCUCCAGCUCACCCUUUUCCGGUCGGCCGGGCGGGGGCGGGCCUCAGGGCCCGGAGGGCGUGCGAGCCCCCGCGGGGUGCGGGCGCCAGGCGGACGGGUUCGGGAGACAGGCGUGGGGGCCCAGUUCGGGCGCGAGGGGACAGGGCCGGGACUCCAGAGUCGGGCCUCCGAGCGCCGCGGUGGGAAACACGAGCGUUGCACGAGGGGCUGCGUCGUACCCGUUCAGUGUCUGCGAGGACGGCCGAAACGCGGAGGGACGACGGGGAGAAAUCGGGUUCAACCCGUUUCAGGGGUAG